Molecule: messenger RNA, 4015 nt
Organism: Thrips palmi
Lineage: Eukaryota; Metazoa; Arthropoda; Insecta; Thysanoptera; Thripidae
Gene: Cnx99A
Product: calnexin
Exons: 12
Coding region: 254-2044 (596 amino acids)
Biological process (GO): protein folding
Cellular component (GO): endoplasmic reticulum membrane; endoplasmic reticulum
Molecular function (GO): calcium ion binding
Source: RefSeq, a predicted model, not a curated record
CCCGUCGAUUAAGAUAUCUCCCUUUUCCUAUCCUCUUCCAGUCAAACUCUUGUCGGCCGUGGGUUUUUGCAAGCUAGGUCUGUUGGCACGACUAGGCGUCCGGCCAACUGUUUGUUUGUGAUUGGUCGGGACGCGGACGACGUCUUCUGAAGCCCUGCGAGUCGGAGUCGAGUCGUCUGAUGUGGGGUGGCCGGCUCGCUCUAGCCGUGUUUUUCGUCAGGCUAUUUGAAGAAGUUUCCGACUCCAGCUAGCGAUGGAUCAGUGCAGGCUGCUUUGCCUGCUCCUCUUGGGUGCCGUGCUUGUUGCACAUGUACAGGCUACCGAAAGUGAAAGUGACAAUGAGGAUGUGACAGUGGAAGUUGAAGAGACCUCAGAUUACUCUAGUCCGCAGCCAAGUGGUAACUACUACUUUGCUGAACACUUUGAUGAUCCCCAAGAUUUCAAGAGAAAGUGGGUCCUGUCAGAAGCUAAAAAAGAGGGAAUAGAUGAAGAUAUUGCCAAAUAUGAUGGUGUAUGGGAAAUUGAAGCACCAGUACGAGACGGUCUAAGUGGCGAUUUGGGCUUAGUUUUGAAGUCGAAAGCCAAGCAUGCCGCUAUAUCAUCUCGACUAAAGAAACCAUUUCACUUCCAUGACAAACCGCUUGUUGUGCAGUACGAGGUUCUCCUGCAAGAGGGUCAGGAAUGCGGAGGCUCUUAUCUGAAACUUCUUUCCGCUGAUCCUGCCAUCAGUGAUUUACGCAACUUCCAAGACAAAACCCCAUAUUCUAUCAUGUUUGGCCCUGAUAAGUGCGGAAAUGAUCACAAGCUGCAUUUCAUCUUCCGUCACAAGAAUCCUAAGAACUUGACAUUUGAGGAGAAGCACUGUUCCAAGCCCAAAGAGAGGCUGGAAGAACCCUUCAAGGAUAAACAGCCUCACCUGUACACACUGAUCAUCAGGCCUGAUAAUACCUUCCAAAUCAGUGUAGACCACAAGAUUGUGAAGGAAGGCAGUUUGCUGGAAGAUUUCACACCUGCUGUCAACCCACCUGCUGAAAUUGAUGACCCUAAUGACAAAAAACCAGCCGACUGGGAUGAAACAGAAAAGAUCCCUGAUCCAGACGCUCGAAAACCUGUUGACUGGGAUGAAUCUGCCCCUGCUCAAAUUCCAGAUCCCACUGCAUCCAAACCAGAUGGCUGGUUAGACAAUGAGCCAGACAUGAUUCCGGACCCCAAUGCCGAGAAGCCAGAUGAUUGGGAUAAUGAAAUGGACGGUGACUGGGAAGCUCCUCUGAUCCCUAACCCUCUGUGUGAAAAGGCUGCAGGUUGUGGUGAAUGGUCACCUCCAAUGAUCAACAACCCAGAGUACAAAGGGAAAUGGCGAGCUCCCCUCGUACCCAACCCCAACUACCAGGGACGAUGGAAGCCUCGCCGUAUUGCUAAUCCUGAUUUCUUUGAAGACAAACAUCCAUUCAGAAUGACAUCCAUUGCGGCUGUUGGAUUUGAACUUUGGUCCAUGUCUAACAUGAUUUUGUUUGAUAAUUUGCUCAUCACUGAUGAUCCUUCUGUGGCUGCUGCCUAUGCUGCAGAUUCAUUUGAUCUCAAACGCAAAAAGUUGGAUUUGAGUGCUGAAUCCUUUGUUACAAGAGUCAUAAACUACACCAAUGAGAAUCCCUGGCUGUAUGCAGUAUACAUUGUAGCUGUUGGUCUCCCCCUUGUUCUUAUUGCCGUAUUUUUCUGUGGUUCAUCCGAAUCUGAAGAAAUUAAAAAGGCAGCUCGGGCAAAGAAGACUGAUAUGGAUCUGCCUGAUGAUGUGCAAGAUGCUAAUGAACUGCAAGAUGAACUGCAGGAUGACCAGCAGCUACAAGGAGACGAGGAAGAUGAAGAAGAAGACGAUGAAGAUGGGGAUGGGGACGGCGAUGAAAGUGAAACCGGCACAGCAGCAACAUCAUCUGAAACUAGCAGAGCAUCAAAGAGCCAACUGGACCUUCAAGAGCCAGAUCAGACCACGGAGGGUUCGGGUGAUGCUCCUCGUUCUCCAAGGAAGCGGCGUGCCCGCAAAGACUGAUUUUCUUCUUUUACCACUCGUCUGGACCCACGCCAUGGUAGGUGGUGACGCUAGGGGAAUCCUUGGUAGAUUUUGCUUGCUGUCCCCUAUCCUCCAUCCUACCCACCCCCACCUCCUAGCCAUGGACAUGUGAUACAUGCAGCCUGUUGUUUCUAAGUGUGCGUGAGUGAGCCAGUUUUGCUGGUGUAUGAUCUAGCUUCCCAUCCAAGGGUGUCUGUCACUAAGCCUAUUUAAAUGAUCUGCAUUAAUGGCUAAGGUUGAAUUCGUUGUAACAUAUGAGGGAUAAGGGUUGCAUCUACAGUGAAUGGUAUUUUAAAAUCUUAUAAAUGAACGGUGUUUUCUUCUGAUUGCCUCGUUUUAAUCCUCAGAUGACUUGUUGAAUUUUUCCUAGGUUGUCUGUCUUAGUUCUUUUAUUUUGAUACACAGUGUGAUAGUGGAUGGAAAGGUUUCACUCUUCUCAUUAGACUGCAUUGAAAUUUUUCAAUUGGUCUCAAGUGAUAAAUACACUGUCUAAAAUAAAAGAGUAGUGAGUUGGGUCAGUUUUUUUAAUUAUCUUAUCAAGUAAUGUAAAGGUAUUUGUGGACCUGUUGCAGUAAUACGAUGUUACUGCACUUUUCCACACUGGUGUUUUGACUUGUGUAUUAUUUCAAACGCAUUUUAGACCAUUGAACAAGACUGUUUACUGUGUAGCAAUGCUUUCCUUCAUAAGGAAAUAUUCCAGUUUUAUUUAGAAAAUUCAUUUGAGGUGACACAAUAAUUUACUGUUGUUCUUUUAAAAUUCCAUAAACUGCAUAAUGUUUGUUAGCUUCCUUGCAAGGGUACAAAGAUUUAUGGUUGAAGUUAGAAAUCUGUUAGUCUUGAAGAUUUAAUGUAUAUUUUAAAACCUGAUAGUAAUAGUGCGUUGAUUGUUGCUACAGUGACUUGAUACUUGAUACAGUAUUCUGUUUAUUUGCUUUAACACAGUUCAACACCAGCUGUGAUUGCUACCACCACUUAAAAUGUGCAUUGGAUGAGCAUCAAAUUUUCUGCUUUUUGGCAGCAUGUAUUUUUAUCUGACCAAUGUUUCUGUUAAACUUUCUCGGGGUAUCAGUAAAACUAUUCUGGAUUGCCACAAAUUUAAUUAUGUUCAAUUUGGUUCAUGUAAUCAACAUUCAUCAAUAUAUGAUUAAUACUCUGUGUGUUUUAGUUUAUAUGUUUCAAUACUUACUGUAUUGUUUAUGCUUAGAGAUGAGCUGUUGACUAAUGUAAGGAGAUCUAGGAUUGAAAAUAACAUUUCAGUACUGGUGGGGAAUUCGUUUUCCGCCUAACAUAAGAUUGCUCAUUAUAUAUGUUUCAUGUGUCAGGCAAAUGAUUUCUUAUGCAUAAUGCCUUUUGAAAAGAUAAGCUCCUCGCCUAAAUUAAUAAUAAGGUAAGACAUGCUGUUGACAAUAAAGCAAAGUUUUUACGCAUAUCGUAGGUACUUGAGAAUGUUGCACAGAAGCUUUUUCCAUAUUCUGCUGUUAAAAAAUACAAUUCUGGAUCUCCUUAGGUGUAAGUUAGGUUGACUUGACCAUGGACAUUGCAAUAUUUAGUCAAAUAAAAUUCCCAGCUCAGUUUGUCAUUGUAAUUAAUACAGUUCUACUGUGAAUUAUUCACCCUUUUUUUGUACUGCAAUGUUUGCUUGCUUGUUAAACUUUCAAAUGUUCUGCCGGUGGAUCUUGUCAGUUUGAGGCAGUGUGUGUGAGUCAACACUGAUUGCUUCAUUGUACUACUUUAUAUUUUAUCGCAAGUCAUCCUCCUUCUUUUUCCAAAAAAAAUAAAUAAAUAAUAAUUUAUGGUACAUUUCAUAAAGGCAUGAGUGAGCUGUUGUUUUUAUAGAUCUAGUCAUCAUGUUCAUGUAAUAAUAUGUGUACAACUUUUCUUUCUUACUCAUGCCUGUGUUGUAAUUGAAUACCUGAGAAUCUGGGUGUAGAAUAAAAUAUUCAAUCAGUA